CUGAAGUGCGCAUGCACUGAGUUGCCAACUGUGAAGCGUAGGCGAACCAGGAUGGCGGCCGUCGUGGAGAAUGUUGUCAAACUGCUGGGGGAGCAGUACUAUAGAGAUGCCAUGGAACAGUGCCAUAACUACAACGCCCGUCUGUGUGCGGAGCGCAGCGUCAGGAUGCCCUUCCUCGACUCCCAGACAGGAGUCGCCCAGAGCAACUGCUACAUCUGGAUGGAGAAGAGACACAGAGGACCAGGACUGGCUCCAGGACAGUUGUACACUUACCCUGCCCGGCGAUGGAGGAAGAAGCGGAGAGCCCAUCCACCUGAAGACCCCCGGCUGGCCUUCCCCGCCCUUAAGUCAGAGCUGGACCUGGGCCUGAAGAAAGACGCCCUCACGUCCUCCGACGGCAGCAGUCUGGAGGCGCUUCUGAAGGCCGAGCCCCUGGACAAGCGCGCAGCACUCGAGCUACGGGCUCCAGAAGACGAUCCUAGCGGGUCGGAGUACAGCACCGGGAGCCUUAAUCCUUCCACACGCGUACGGAAGAGAGUCCUGGAGCCUGAUGACUUCCUGGACGACCUGGAUGAUGAAGACUAUGAGGAGGAUACUCCCAAGAGACGCGGCAAAGGGAAAGGCAAGGGUCGCGGGGUCAGCAGCGCCCGCAAGAAGUUGGACGCCGCGGCAGCGCUUGAGGACCGAGACAAGCCCUAUGCCUGUGACAACACUAUCAAACAAAAGCAUAUUUCAAAACCUUCCGAACGAGUCUGUGGGAAGCGCUAUAAGAACCGGCCAGGUCUGAGCUACCACUACGCCCACUCUCAUCUGGCGGACGAGGAGGGGGAGAAGGAGGAAGAGCCCGACCUUCGCACAGCAACCCCGCCCCAACCAGACGAGCCCAAGACACCGAAGAAGGGGCCUGACGGUCUGGCCCUGCCCAACAACUACUGUGACUUCUGCCUGGGCGACUCCAAUAUGAACCAGAAAACGGGCCAGUCAGAGGAGCUGGUCUCCUGCUCCGACUGUGGCCGCUCGGGUCACCCCUCAUGUCUGCAGUUCACGCCUGUGAUGAUGGCGGCGGUGAAGACGUAUCGCUGGCAGUGCAUCGAGUGCAAGUGCUGCAAUAUCUGCGGCACAUCAGAAAAUGAUGACCAGCUGCUGUUCUGUGAUGACUGUGACAGAGGCUACCACAUGUAUUGUCUCAACCCGCCCAUGGCAGAACCUCCAGAAGGGAGCUGGAGCUGUCACUUGUGUCUGGACCUGUUGAAAGAAAAAGCCUCCAUAUACCAGAACCAGAAUGCUCCGCCAUCGUGAUGGUUCCCCCCCAGCAACAACAACAGCAACCCAAGGCUUUUGGUUCCCCCUCGCAUCCAAUGACAAAGUCCUCCUGGGCCUGAUUGGGAGAGAAACUUGGCAGGGAGCAGUUCAGAUGAGAGGGGGCUGAAAAGGGAAGUGUACUUCACCCCAAGACCCCACCCACAGACAGAACGAAAGAGAGGGAAAGUGAGGGAGGAAGUGAUGCAUAGAGAAAGAGAGAGUUUCCCCUUCUUCUCUCUCUCCUUUCCCCUCUUUCUACACAGGCAGGUUUGAUCCCAGUAUGACUGUUACACAGUUCAAAGUUCAAACUACCCACCGCUUUUUUGUUUUCAACUAUUAGCCUUUAACAAUAUCCGACGACAUACACAAAGACUUAACAGUUGAUUGAAUACUCAGUAACUCAAGUACCUGACUGCACUAUAUUACUCCCUAGGAUAUAUUCUGCUUGUAGUAUCCUCUAACAAUCACAGGUGGGGGGGCGUUACCUGCGUCGGAAGCCCAUAGGGCUCUAGCGGGUACGCCAACGCGGAACCUUGUUUCACUGCAUCAGCGAAGACAAGUAGACACACAACUGUAGCACUCAUUCGCCAAAAAAAGCCAGAACCCAAGCAGGAGCCAGAAACCGCUUUAAACCGCUUUGGGUCGGUUCCUGAGGUUCCACCUCUGGAGGACCGGGUUGUGACGUGGACUGAUAACAUGAGUUCUAACUGGUUUGGGAGCCUGAUCUACUCGGUUCACUCUCGAAGCCUUGAUCAGUAACUGAUUGAAAUGACUUUUUUUUUUUUUCCUGAAUACCUGAUUCUCUGGUGUACAUCGUGUGUCCUCGAGAUCUGUGUUAUGUUAUUGGCCAGAAAUGGCUUGUUUUUUUUUUUUUUUUUUUUUUCGAAUCAUAGGCUGCUAUUUCUCCUCUUUCUGUUUUCUGCAGCUAGAAGGUUGAUGAUGUUCUUGAUAUUGAUGGUGCGGUUCAGGCCCUCCAGAGUGGAAUCCCUGGUCCCGUCUCUCUCUGAAAUCUUUCUGCCAUUUGCACAUAGAAAACGUCAAUAGUUGAAACCAAUCAGCAUGCCAAUGCUUGUCCUUAAUAAGACAAAUGGUUAACAUGUUUUUAUUUGUAUAUUUAUAUAUUUGUAUAGCAUAUAAAAGCUUUGAUGUAUUUAAAAAAAAAAGAAAAAGAAAAACAACAAUCUGAAAUGGUAGAAA
This is a messenger RNA of Sardina pilchardus (European sardine), 2499 nucleotides long. RefSeq names its product double PHD fingers 2 (gene dpf2). NCBI's taxonomy places the organism in Eukaryota, Metazoa, Chordata, Actinopteri, Clupeiformes, Clupeidae. Gene Ontology annotation, molecular function: transcription coactivator activity; histone H3K4 methyltransferase activity; histone binding. The coding region runs from base 52 to 1299 and encodes 415 amino acids. Gene Ontology annotation, cellular component: MLL3/4 complex. The transcript is spliced from 12 exons. The record is from RefSeq and is a predicted model, not a curated record. Gene Ontology annotation, biological process: positive regulation of transcription by RNA polymerase II.